UCUGUAUUUGUUACUGGAGGGCACACGCAAACACCGGGCCUUUCAAAACGGUUAGAAAUUUCACUUCGAUCAAUUUUACCAGCUGGAUCACCACUCCAAAUAAUUCAUGCGAAAAAUCCAGUACUUGAUGCAUGGCAUGGUGCAGCUCUUUGGGCUCGAUCAACCGAAUUUCAGAAUUAUUCUGUUACGGUAGAAGAAUAUAACGAAUGUGGAGGAGAAUACAUAAAAGAGCAUCGAUUUGGCAAUGUAUAUUAUAAAGCAUGA
This is a messenger RNA of Racocetra persica, 264 nucleotides long. NCBI's taxonomy places the organism in Eukaryota, Fungi, Glomeromycota, Glomeromycetes, Diversisporales, Gigasporaceae. The record is from the annotation of a GenBank genome assembly.